AUGGCGUCUUCAGUUGGUGGUGUGCUUUCCGGAGUAAAUCCGUUUCACUACAACGCUAGCGCUCCUUACACCCUUUUUUUAAUACAGGCGUGCAUUAUCCUGGUGCUCUCGAAUGGAAUACAUGCCGUUAUGUCUAGGAUGAGACAGCCGAAAGUAAUUUCGGAGGUUCUCGCAGGAGUCAUUCUGGGCCCAACCGCAUUUGGCCAAAUCCCACACUACACAGAAACCAUCUUUCCCAAGAGCUCGAUAUCCGGGCUGACGCUGGUUGCCAACCUGGGUAUCAUCCUGUUCAUGUUCUUCCUGGGCCUAGAGGUUGACAACGGGUUCAUCAGGCAGAACGGGCGCACAGCAUUGUCCAUCGGGCUCGCAACGCUAGCGGUGCCGUUUGGGUUCGGGUGUUUGUUUGCGCUGCCGCUGUACAACAAUUACAUGAAGUCGGAUGACACACCUGAAGUCAAGUUUACCGUUUUCAUGGUUUUCAUCGCGGUAUCAUUCGCCGUCACGGCAUUUCCAGUUCUGUGUCGAAUCUUGGCAGAGCUGAGGCUCGUAAAGGAGCGCGUGGGGGUCAUUGUUCUGACCGCAGGAACCAUGAAUGACGUGGUAGGCUGGACCCUGUUAGCGCUGUGUAUUAUCCUGUCGAACUCGCAGUCGGACCCCGUUAAUGUGGUUUACAUUCUCCUGUGUACUGCGGGUUGGAUAUUACUUUAUGUGUUCCCACUGCGCUACGCGCUCAGGUGGUGUCUUGUUAAGACCAAUGAGCUAAAGAGGGAAAAGCCUUCCUCUCUGAGCACGCUCUGUAUCCUGGUCCUGGCUUUUCUUAGUGCCUACUUCACAGAUAUCAUCGGCGUGCAUCCGAUUUUCGGUGCUUUUAUAGCAGGCCUUAUUGUGCCCCGGGAGGAAGGCUACGUCAUCAAGCUUGCCGAAAGAAUGGAAGACAUCCCAAACCUAGUGAUGAUUCCAAUAUACUUUACGAUCGCAGGACUUAACGUCAACCUGACCUUGCUUAACAAAGGAAGAGACUGGGGGUUUGCAAUCGCCAGUAUCGCCAUUGCUGUCGCGACGAAGGCGCUUUCCGGGGCAUUACUCUCUAAGUUCCAUGGGCUCUUCUGGAGAGAAUCAUUUGCAGUCGGCGUCUUGAUGUCUUGCAAGGGUAUUGUUGAAAUUGUCGUUUUAAGUACUGGUUUGAAUGCGGGAAUCAUUUCUGAGAAAGUUUAUGCCAUGUUUAUAUUCAUGGCGCUGAUUUCGACCUUCAUAACCACACCCUUAACCGUUUGGAUCUUGCCUGAAUCCUACAGAGAUAAAGUGGAGGACAUUCUCAGCGAACAGAGAGCCAAAGAACAUAAGGAGUGCGAAGUAAAAGGAGAGUCCACCGGAGCUUUUAGCUUUCCAGAGAAGUGGCCAAUUCAACGCAUUGUCGUUGUGCUUAAUGACGCCGAGAGUUUGGCUGCAACUCUGUCAGUUCUGCAGUGUAUCAUCGGUGCACAUCACAAUCACUUUUAUACGCCGUCCAAAGAGUGUGUGACGCGGAUCAUCACGAAGGAUGAAGAAGCUCAUACGUUGUGUGCGUCUCCGACUAUAAAGCAUAUCGAGAACGAGGCCGAUCUGGUUGUCAAAACGUUGUACCUCAGGCAGCUCACCGACCGUACCACGGACGUGAUAUCAACGUCUUCGGUCGAAAACUCAAAACAACUUUUAGCUAGUGACAGCACGCUCAGAACCUUCAAAAUUUUCGCUGACUUGUUUUCCAUUAGAUAUGAUAACGAAACAAUGUUCUCUAAUGCCAGAGAAAAGGUGCUGAAUAUUGCCAGUAUCCCAUUUUCUACCUCAGACAUACUUUUGUUUCCACUAAAAGGGAACCUUGAUGUGAAAGAGCCCUGGCUAAGCGAUGGAUUGGGCCAGAAGACGUCGGAUAUCAUGCAACGUCUGGGUUCUCAAAAUGAACUUCCUGAAGACUUCGUCAAUAAAUUGGCCACUUCGGUGAAAACUAACGUCGUUUUGUAUUUUGCAAAUCAAGAUCAAGAGCUCACUACGGAACAAACGAAAGAGUCGGAACAAAUUAUAUUGAUUCUGCCAAGUUCGAGCCUUGUAAGUUCUGACUACCUUGCGUUGUUCUUGACGCUUAUUGUUUAUCAAGGGCAUCGGAGAAAUGGAAAGCUUGCGGAGCUUUUCAUCCUUUGUAAUCAGAAAAACAAAGACUCAAGGCGUAUACUUGACCAAUGGUUUGCGGCAUUUGAAGUUAGCGAUGCGCGCUUGCAGGGGAUUGAAGUAGCUGGAGAUUUGGAUUGUGAUGACACUGAAGGGGAGUCGUCCUUAAGUAAAACUUCAACGGCAAGCCCGAAACUGAUGUCCCUGCUAAGCAAUGACGCAAGAACCGUUGUUUUUGUGGGUGAUUCUGAAUUUUACAGAAAGGGUAAGCUCAAUUCGUGCUCCCUAGACUUAGUGUCAGCUGCUUCACACUUUAAGGCAGACCUAGUUAUCUGCAAUCAUCCGCCAAGCCUGACCUGCUGCGAGCAAAGUUGA
This is a messenger RNA of Lachancea thermotolerans CBS 6340, 2520 nucleotides long. RefSeq names its product KLTH0G10868p. Gene Ontology annotation, molecular function: monoatomic cation transmembrane transporter activity; antiporter activity. The transcript has a single exon. Gene Ontology annotation, cellular component: membrane. NCBI's taxonomy places the organism in Eukaryota, Fungi, Ascomycota, Saccharomycetes, Saccharomycetales, Saccharomycetaceae. Gene Ontology annotation, biological process: proton transmembrane transport. The coding region runs from base 1 to 2520 and encodes 839 amino acids. The record is from RefSeq and is a predicted model, not a curated record.